Molecule: messenger RNA, 2723 nt
Organism: Acinonyx jubatus (cheetah)
Lineage: Eukaryota; Metazoa; Chordata; Mammalia; Carnivora; Felidae
Gene: APOA5
Product: apolipoprotein A5
Exons: 3
Coding region: 870-1949 (359 amino acids)
Biological process (GO): cholesterol homeostasis; cholesterol efflux; very-low-density lipoprotein particle remodeling
Cellular component (GO): chylomicron; extracellular region; high-density lipoprotein particle
Molecular function (GO): phospholipid binding; cholesterol binding; phosphatidylcholine-sterol O-acyltransferase activator activity
Source: RefSeq, a predicted model, not a curated record
GACAGAUCAGCUAUCGGUUUGGCCAUUUUCAUUUGUAGUCCUUUCUCUUUGGUUGAUUUUAAGCUACUUGGUCUUUGAUGUUCUUCACACUCAUGACAAUGUGCUUUGGUCUGGAUUUUGUUUUCAUUUAUCCUACUCAAGACUCAAGGAUGCUUCCUGCAGCUGAGAAUUCAGGUCAUAUCUUUCUUCAAUUUUGAAAAUUUCUCAGCUGUGUUUUUUGGAAUAUUGCCUCUACCAAAGUCUCUCUAUUGUCAUUGUAGAAAUCCUGGUAGGCAUGUAUUGGACCUUCUCAUUCUGUCUUCCAUGUCUCUUACCUUCCAUUUCAUAUUUUCUUUCUCUUUAUGGUUCUUUCCGGGUGAUUUUUCUCACGUCAACCUUCUAGUGUACUAAUUCUUUCUCCAACUGUAGACACAUGAUUUUCUUUUCAUUUUAAUGACUAUAUUUUUCCACUUCUAGAUGGCCUAUUUAAUUACUUUUCUUUUUGACAAAUACUGCAAAUACAUCUUUCAAGACAAAGAAAAAAAAGAUUGCACAGGUCACUACUAAACAUGCUUGGCUAUUUCAAUGCCAUGUUAAAUACCUUUUGGGGUUUUUUUUAGUGCAUGUGAGGUAUAUAUUUGCUAUUGUUUUUUAAACAGACUUCCAUUUAGGCCUGGUGAGAGCACUAUAAACCACAUAAAAUGGAUCCAUCAUGAAUGCUUACUCUGUUUUACCCCGUCCCUGGUGUGUUCUGAGACGGAACCUGGGAACUGCGGUCACACUGAGUAACAACUGCUUCAUCUCAGUUUACACCUGAGUUAUUGGAAGACAAGACUGAAGGAGGACAGUUUGCAACAAGUUUCACUUACCACAACCAUUUUCAGUUUGGGAUGCGUUUAUUAAGAGCGCUUGCAAGUGCCCAGACACAGAAAGGCUUCUGGGACUACUUCAGCCAGAGCAGCGGGGACAAAGGCAAGGCCGAGCAGGUCCAGCGGCAGAAGCUGGCAUGGGAACCCACGAGCCUGAAAGACAGCCUUGAGCAAGACCUCAGCAAUAUAGACAAGUUCCUGGAAAAGCUGGGCCCUCUCAGUGGGCAGGCGAGGGAGCCUCCUGCGCUCCCCCAGGACCCGGCGGACAUGCGGCGGCAGCUGCAGGAGGAGCUGGUGGAGGUGAGGGCGCGCCUGGAGCCCUACAUGGCAGAGGCGCACGAGCAAGUGGGCUGGAACCUGGAGAGCUUGCGGCGGCAGCUGAAGCCCUACACCGCGGAGCUGAUGGAGCAGGUGGCGCUGCGCGUACAGGAGCUGCAGGAACAGUUGCGCGUGGUCGGAGAGGGCACCAAGGCCCAGCUGCUGGGCGGCGUGGACGAGGCGCGGGGCCUGCUGCGGGAGCUGCAGAACCUCGUGGCGCACCACACGGGCCGCGUCCAGGCGCUCUUCCACCCCUAUGCCCAGCGCCUGGUGAGCGGCAUCGGGCGCCACGUGCAGGAGCUGCACCGCAGCGUGGCCCCGCACGCCGUCGCCAGUCCCGCGCGCCUCAGCCGCUGCGUGCAGACGCUCUCGCGCAAACUCACGCUCAAGGCCAAGGCGCUGCACGCGCGCAUCCAGCAGAACCUGGACCAGCUGCGGGAAGAGCUCAGCGCCUUUGCCGGCGCCCGCGCUGAUGGCGCGGUUGAAGGGACCAGCCAGGACCCCCAGGUGCUGUCCCAGGAAGUGCGUCAGCGACUCCAGGCCUUCCGCCAGGACACCUUCCUGCAGAUCGCCGACUUCACCCGUGCCAUGGACCAGGAGACUGAGGAGGUCCAGCUGCAGCUGGCGCCGCCCCCUCCAGGUCACAGUGCCUUCGCCCCAGAGUUUCUCCAAGCGGACAGUGGCAAGGCCCUGAGCAAGCUGCAGGCCCGUCUCGAAGACCUGUGGGAAGACAUCAACUACAGCCUUCACGACCAUGGUCUCGGCCAUCAAGAGGAGCCCUGAUUGUCUACUUGUCCAGGCCCACUUCCAGGCUUCUUCUCGGAGCUCAGGAUCUGAGCCCCCACCAGGCGUGGCUCAGUCCUUGACAGUGGCCUGUUGGGCAGAGGGUGGAGGGCCCUGCACAGGAUAGGCGUGGCCACCAAAGGGACUGUUGUUCCUGGAAUAUUCAGCCUCUUGGCGAUUCCCCCAUCCGGAUGCAUUAUACUCACCAGGCUUUGCAAACCCAGCUUCCCGUGUUCAUUUGGGAAUCCUCAUAAGUUGCUCCAUUCCGGUAUGGUGGGAGUGGGGAGGGAGAGAGGCAUUCUGUGUGCAGGUAAUUUUGUGCAAGCCUGUUGCCAUGGUGCCGGGAGCCUGUGCCUCUUCUUCCUGGGACUUGACUCCCAUCACUUCUGGCCGCCUGGUGGCCGCUGCUACAGCUGGUCUACAGAGAGGAGCUCUUUUCUCGCCAGGGCUGCCAUGACAGCUUCUGUUGGGGAAUGGAAAGGGAAAAGGGAGGAAAAUAUGUAAGAGCAUAUGAAGGUGUGUCUAUACCCCUGCUGGCUCUGAUGCCGGUGGGUACAGGUGCUGGGGGCUGUGAUGAGAGGGAGCAGAGCCUGUAUUUCCUUAUAUAGCUCUACAUGGAAACAGCUGACCAAACCCUCCAGACUCUGUGGGCUUCUUUAACCCACAGGGAAGCCUACUCUGUGUCGUCUCCAUCUGGGGCCCCUCACUUCUGACUCCCAGGCUGAAGCCUAGACUUCUGAUUCAAAUGAAAUAGAGGUGUAUGGUGGAUGCAUA